Psilocybe cubensis is the source of this 972-nucleotide messenger RNA. RefSeq lists its product as uncharacterized. The record is from RefSeq and is a predicted model, not a curated record. Bases 1 to 972 code for a protein of 323 amino acids. The transcript has 3 exons. NCBI's taxonomy places the organism in Eukaryota, Fungi, Basidiomycota, Agaricomycetes, Agaricales, Agrocybaceae.
AUGUUUUACGAAAGCCUGAAAUGCGAAACCGUCUUCUAUCAGUGGUGGUUGAUGAGGCCCAUGUUGUGUCGCAUUGGGGUUCUGGCUUUCGAAAAAAAUACGGAACAUUGGGAAUUCUCCGCGCUCUACUGCCAAAAGACAUUCCAAUGGUUGCUAUGUCAGCUACCCUUCCUGCGCGAGUUCGUCACGACGCCCGUUCUUCUAGUUGAAAAAUUAGCAUACGAGUGCGACUUGACAAAGAUAGGAUCAUCAGUCAUAUCAACUGUUAAAGCCAAAAAAACAAAGAACAUACGUGAGGCUACAAUAUAUCCCAAAGCAACCGACAAAGACUAUGCUAUAAACCAUGGAUCUCGCCGUGGAGCGCAUGGUGCACACAAUACUACCCUCGACUCUAAUUGCGAUGUUCCUGUGGACUUGCAUGCCAUUGACAAAGAAGGUGCAGUAGACCCAGAACUGCGAAAAGUUAUUCUGGAAUGGCGCAAGUCUUUGUGGCAUCGUGAUUUUGGAGAUUCAAUGUUUGGACCAUCUGGUAUACUGUCAAAUAAUGCUGUCAAUAAGCUGGCUUCGUAUGGUGCAAUUUUGCGACUAACCAAGCUCAAUGAAAUACUAGGAGGAAAUUGGCCCUGGUUUGGUAAGUAUGGUGAUGAACUUCUAGCACUGUUCAGAACAACAGUAAUCGCACCUGCUAAACCCAAGCCCUCAAGGGCUCAAACAACCGCUAAACGAACAUUGGAUGGAAUCAUGGGGGUGAGGGAAAAUUUUCCCGCCAUGGCACGCAUUGUGGACAACCCUACGGACGCCGUCCCACCGGAUUACACCCUGCCCGCCUUUCAAGCUGUUCGCAAUGCCCACAAAGCAGCCGUUCCGGGCGUCACUGACGAACAAGCUGUGGUGGCGCUUAAAGCGAUAUGGCACGCCAUGAACGAGGUUCAGAAAGCCGCGUUAUCAUACCCCAAUCCUGAUUGGAGAUGA